UGCAGCCGUUCUCUCCGAGCGUCUGUCAUCCUUUCACUCUGAUCCACUUCCCAGGCUUGCUUUGUCCCCUCUUCCUUGGUCUUUUUCUAGCGAGCCGCAUUGUAAACUCGUGUACAUCUGUGCAUGCCCGAGGAACAUGCAUUUCCCGUCGCAAUCAGCGAAAGGCGCUGAUAGCUUCCUUGUGACACGAGUUUCAGCUGAACGUUGUACAGGCACGCGUACGGUUCAAGAACAGCUUAGGGCCUUGGAGGCCAUCCAAUACCGGUUCUCGAGUACAACGGACCUAGUGACUUAGGAGCUUUUUCACAAUCCCUCACACGACCUGCUAUGAUUCUGACGUGCUCGCUGGUUGGCAGAGGAUAUCGGGCUAAGACGGGGUUUCUUGAGUGGCUCACGGCCCCUCUACUCGGUAGUCCGCUGCCCGAGUACUAGUUUGUUUAUUACCUGCUAAAAGUCGAAUAUACAAUCGAU
Molecule: messenger RNA, 471 nt
Organism: Stereum hirsutum FP-91666 SS1
Lineage: Eukaryota; Fungi; Basidiomycota; Agaricomycetes; Russulales; Stereaceae
Exons: 1
Source: RefSeq, a predicted model, not a curated record